Molecule: messenger RNA, 1032 nt
Organism: Aspergillus pseudoviridinutans
Lineage: Eukaryota; Fungi; Ascomycota; Eurotiomycetes; Eurotiales; Aspergillaceae
Product: tRNA wybutosine-synthesizing 3 family protein
Exons: 2
Coding region: 1-1032 (343 amino acids)
Biological process (GO): tRNA methylation
Cellular component (GO): cytoplasm
Molecular function (GO): tRNA methyltransferase activity
Source: RefSeq, a predicted model, not a curated record
AUGAGCAGUCCGGAGGGAGGCACGAUUCCAGAGGUCUUUGAAUCUCGAAAGCGCAAGAUUCUGGCGGAACUGUCUGUCCCUGACACAGAGUAUACGGAUCUUUCACCAAAAGGAUCGGUAGAUGAGGGCAUCCGCGACUUAAUCCACGAUAUCAAUGCUCUGCCCGGUCUGGUGACCACCAGUAGUUGUGCUGGACGAAUCAGCGUCUUCCUGGAGGGGAGAAAAAAGCAAAAUGACCAGCAGCAGGAGCAACGGCAGUUCGCGCCCUCCGGAGGCAAAGGGGCAGGGAAGUGGCUAUAUGUCUCUCACGAUCCUUUGAAAGACUACUGGACGGGGUGUGGCGGCGAUGAUUCCGAUUUGCGGCAAGGCAAAGAUUAUCCGAGAAGUUUGCAUGAAUUGUUUGGGAUGGUUCCUGGAGAUGGAAAGCCUGCGAGGCUGGAAAAAGGACAUCACGCCCCGCGUCUGGUGCGCUUCCACUACGAUCCUAUGAUCCUUCACAUCAUGGCAGCCACGCUUCACCACGCUCAUCCUGUGUUGUCUGCUGCUGCGACUUCUGGAUUUCGGGAAAGCGGAUUACAAAGUCUCCGUUGCCUUGAAGGCGAGAAUGGCCCAAGUCCUAUUGUCGCCGUGCGCUCUGCAGGGUUGUCCCUUGAAUCUGUCAUUGGCUAUUGCGAAUCUUCCGAUGAAGAAGACGAUACGAGCAGCAAGGAGCCUGUCAUCCGCAGUCUGGUCACAGAAGAAUAUCUUCAAAUGCUGGUCGCCAUCUCAAACGAGAGGUUUUCAAUUAAUGCAGAGCGCAAGGAAAGAUUUCGGACAAGCCUGCUCAACCUUUGCUCGAGGGAACAACCCUGUGGCUCAAGGACAAGACCAAAGGCUAAACCUGAGGGCUGGGAAGAUCCUGCAGCACGCAGAGAGAGGAAGAGGGCGGAAGGCCUUAUGAGGAAGAAGGUUCUCGACGCUCAGGCAAAAUCUACUGACAACGAGACAGCGACAUACGAGAUGGGAUGGGGGAUGGAUCCAACGCAAUUAUGA